AUGGAUUAUAAACUUAAUGAAUUCAAAGCUCUAAUCUUUGAAUUCAUGGGAAAUGGGAGCUUGCAAAAGUGGUUGCAUCCUAACACAGAUGGUACAAAACAAUCAAGGAAUUUAAACCUGCUUCAGAGAUUAAAUGUUGCAGUUGAUGUCGCAUCCGCCUUGCAAUAUCUUCAUGAGCAAUGUAAAAAUCCAGUUAUUCAUUGUGGCCUGAAACCCAACAAUGUUCUUUUGGAUGACGACAUGGUUGCUCAUGUAUCUGAUUUUGGUCUAGCAAGACUCAUUUCAACAGCCAAUGAUUCAUCUCAAAGCAUGUCUAGCGUGUCUACCACAACUAGAAUGAAAGGAACAAUUGGUUAUGCUCCUCCAGAGUAUGGAAUGGGUUGUCCAGCAUCGAAAGAGGGGGAUGCAUAUAGCUUUGGGAUCCUUGUAUUAGAGAUGUUCUCGGGAAGAUCACCAAUUGAUGAAAUAUUCAAAGAUGGCUUAAAUCUUCACAGCUUUGUGAAGGCAGCAUUGCCAGAAAGCCUUGUGCAGAUCAUGGACCCCAACCUCCUCACAGAAGAAAUAGAAGAAACAAACGCUGCAAGAGCGGCAACAGAAGAAGAAAAAGAAGUGUCUAACAUUAAUGGAAACCUAAGCAAGAUGAGUGCGAAAGCACGAAGUUGUGUAGUUUCAGUACUUGAAAUUGGCAUUGGCUGUUCAGCAGAAUCACCCAAAGAACGAAUGAGUAUGGAGGAUGUCAGCAGACAACUAAAUUUGGUCAGAAAGACUUAUCUUGGUAUCUCAAUCCACAAAGGUAGAACAGGUGAACAAUUUUUUCCUUGUUAUCUAAAUCCAUGA
Messenger RNA from Hevea brasiliensis (rubber tree), 837 nucleotides. RefSeq names its product probable LRR receptor-like serine/threonine-protein kinase At3g47570. Gene Ontology annotation, biological process: protein phosphorylation. Gene Ontology annotation, molecular function: ATP binding; protein kinase activity. The record is from RefSeq and is a predicted model, not a curated record. Bases 1 to 837 code for a protein of 278 amino acids. The transcript is spliced from 2 exons. NCBI's taxonomy places the organism in Eukaryota, Viridiplantae, Streptophyta, Magnoliopsida, Malpighiales, Euphorbiaceae.